This is a messenger RNA of Periophthalmus magnuspinnatus, 5724 nucleotides long. It is a transcript of the gene dusp3a, whose product is annotated as dual specificity phosphatase 3a. Gene Ontology annotation, cellular component: cytoplasm. Gene Ontology annotation, molecular function: MAP kinase phosphatase activity; protein tyrosine/serine/threonine phosphatase activity. The record is from RefSeq and is a predicted model, not a curated record. Lineage: Eukaryota; Metazoa; Chordata; Actinopteri; Gobiiformes; Gobiidae. The transcript is spliced from 3 exons. Bases 171 to 818 code for a protein of 215 amino acids. Gene Ontology annotation, biological process: protein dephosphorylation; negative regulation of MAPK cascade.
ACAGCCACGUGCACUUGACGUAAUUGACGCCGUGAAGCUCGCGCCUGAGAGAGACACCUUGAGCCAGGCACGACUCACGUGUGGAGCUAAAUAUGCAGCAGAGAUGAAACGGAAAGAAGCGCGAGGCUGACCGCGGGACUCAAACACCUGGAGCUCCGAGGAGAGGCGUCAUGAAGAAACACCAGAGCCCCAGCAAACUGCCACCGCGGCCGUGCUCUCCAGCCGUGCUCCCGGCGCACAGCGGAGACAUCACCGUCCAACAACUCAACGAGCUGGUGUCGGACGGCAGCGGCUUCUACCAACUCCCCACGCAGCACUUCAACGAGGUCUACCCAAGGAUCUACAUCGGAAACGCCUUUGUGGCCCAGAACACGAUGCGCCUGCAGAAGUUGGGGGUGACCCAUGUGUUGAAUGUAGCGGAGGGGACUUCGUUUAUGCACGUGAAUACCAGCGCUGAGUUUUACGCUGGGACGGGGAUCACGUACCACGGCAUCUCGGCCAACGACACCGAGCAGUUCAACCUCAGUGCCUACUUUGAGGAGGGGGCGGAGUUCAUCGACAAGGCACUAGCGCACAAUAAUGGCAAAGGAAAGGUGUACGUUCACUGCAGAGAAGGCUACAGCCGCUCCCCGACCAUGGUGAUCGCGUACCUGAUGCUCCACCACAAACUGGACGCCCGGCAGGCAGUAGCCACGGUCCGCCACAAGAGGGAGAUCGGCCCCAACGACGGCUUCCUGCGCCAACUCUGCCAGCUCAACGAGAGACUGGUGAAGGAGGGGCGACUGAACGGAGAGGUGCCCAAAAUCAAGACCAAAUGACGAGCCAUCCAGAGACGCUGUAGUGAAACCUCCCAUCAUGCCUUGAGACUGGCCCCACCUCAAAACCAGCACUGACUCACCAGGGGUAUUUUAAAGCGGUUCACGUGAUACACUCCUCCCACAUAACCACGCUGCUGUUUAAAUGGGUAUCUCUCUAUCUCUUUCUCUCUUUCUACUUUUCUAAAUCAUGUGUCAUGUUUUUCACCAAUCAAUUUCCACAAAUGUCGAUAAUCAUUUUGUUUUUUUUGUUUUGUUUUUGUAGUAGAAUAUUAGAGCACAAUCAUUCCAUAGUGUCCACUGCCGGAAAGUCUCAUAAUGUUUGAUAGUUGAACAUAGAUACAUUCCAUUUAGGUUUUGAGACCCUUAUUCUUGUAAUGAGUCCUCCGAGCCCUAGGAGGCACUAGUAUUCAAUGCACAACAAACUGUAAAUGUUUUAUAUCUUCGUUAAUCAGCACUUACCUGUCCCAGUUCUUUUUACUUGUCUCCUUGACUCUCUGACUCCAUGAUUUCUCGAUUAAGGAAAAAUUAGUGUGAUUCCUGAACAAGUAAAAGCAAGUUGGUUGAGUUGAGAAAUGUAUUUUUAAACAUUUUUCACUAGCCACUUGUCAGUAGCAGAGACAACAGAGGAAUAAAGGAGACAAGGAGGCUAGGAAACACAAAUGGGACUCUGCCUAUGUAGUAGUGACGGUAAAUUGGUGAAAAUACCUGCCUCAAAAAUGACUGAAGCUGAUGAACAUAGUGAAACUGAACAGUGACCUCUGCUGUCCAUUUGGUAGAACUGUGCCUGAUGGAAGUCCAUAAAGAACAUCAAACCUGGGCGUUGUUCUGCUGUGGUCAUGUGAUCAAACGCCGUCUACAAAAGAUCAAUACAGCCAGUGUGAGGCAAAUAUGGAUCUCUUUUAGCUGUCAGAUAAUCCUACAGUACGAUGGAUGGCAUUUGCAAUGGUACAUAUUCACUAUAAAAUUAUUCGAAAAUAUUGUCAAAAGCAUUGGAGUAAUCUAGUAUGGUGAAUUAUGCUGGAUGCUCUGUCAAAUCUUCAAAUAAUUUAGGUUUGGGACUAAACAGCCUAGUCAGUUAUGUGUCAGCCCUGUUUAAACUUUUAUUAUAACUAACUAUAGCAUCAAAAUAUAGUCUGCCACAGUAUGUAGAAUGACUUUCAAAUAGUAAACAUGUUUAUUCUUCUAUGUAGUUUUCCUACAUCACAGAAGCGGGUUCGAACUUAUUAAAUCUCUUCUUUUUAGUCAAACCCCCCAACAUUAUCGCCAAGUAUAUGUUUUGUCCCCAUAACCCUAAGAUAAACAUACCCUUAUUACUGUACAUGUGUUUGACGUUACUUUCAAAUUGUAAACAAAUUCAUUAUAUAUAUGUAAUUUUCCUACAUUACUAAAGCGGUAAGUGUCAGCCAUUUUGAUCAGAUACCUAAAGUUUUUCGCUAAAUGUACGUUUUUGUCCCAAUAACCCUAAGAUAAACAUGCCCUUAUUACUACACAUGAGUUUGGUGUUAGUAAUAAAUGUUAUAAGCUCUUCUCCCAUCGUCGUAGAGUGGAUUCACUGCCCGACACAGCCAUUCGUGUCCACCAUUUUAGUGUGCCAUACCCUACAACCCCAAGCACACGACUUCACUAGUUUGAUUUUCUACAAAAGCAUUGCAAUAUAUGUCAAUACUCCCCCAUCUAAAUGUAACCACAGAGAGUAGUAGUCACAUAUAGGCCUCAUUUAACACUUAUAUCACUUCUUAUAGCAAUGUAUUUAACUGUAGUACAUGUAGUAGUGAGAUGUGGAAUCGUGAAUGCAUAUUUGAAAAUGUAUUUGAGUGAACACUAGGGAUGUCAAGACAAAUUUAUUAAUCGAUUAUCAUGACUAUUUACGUCAAAAAUAAUCGUAAGAACUCUUCAAUUUAUACUCUAAAAAUUAAACAUGCAUUAUUUAACAUGCUGGGAGUAACACUACCUGCUUGUCUCAAUGAAGAUGUUGUUUAUUUAUGUGGAAUGUUCUGCAGUAUGGCAUUAAAUGUGUGGCAUCUCCCGCUUGUCUCUAUAGAGGUAGAUAAUGCCAUUGUGUGGAACAUUCUAUAAUAUUUCCAUGGAGACAAGCAGGUGGGAGGAGGAGUCUUCAGCAGAAAGGUUACAUAGUGCGUCUUUAAACUAUAUACAGAUUUUUCAUUCUAUUGUAGUAGUAAUAUAGUGUACGUAGAAUGAAAGUAAAUUGUGGAUUUGACUGUUUUUGUGAAUUAUCGCGAAUAACCGUUUAAUUAUGAUGUGAUGUUUUUACUCACAAUGAUCGUAACGCAACAAUUUGACGACGUGACAUCCCUGGUGAAAGCAUAGGGCCUAAGCUUCAUGGCAUAACCCAGCCCACCUUUGCUAUAUCUGUAUACAUACUAGCAUAUACAUGUAUACUGUAUAUACAUAUAAGUGUUGACAUAUAUGAAUGUAUCCGCAAUGUGUCUCUAAUGUGUAGGUAUGUAGUCCCUUUGUCUCCUAUAUGACAUCACAGUGUACUCAGCACCUUCAGUUCUGCAUGUACAAGUACUACAAGUGUACAUGCAAAGUACCAUCACUUAUGUGUAAGAUAUAUAAAUAUAUAUACUACUGCGAUUAUGCAAACUCUGCUUAUAACUGUGAGGGUUUGAAUGCUUAUCUGGGCACUGAGGCAUGCGUCAUGUUUUUAGUCUGACUUUUUUUCAUACAGGCACUUUUGUUUCGACAUAAUUACAUAGUAUACGGUUUUAUGGUAAUGGUAUUUAAAAUAAUCGUAUAUUGAUAAAAUGCAAAGUACUACAUUGAACCAACAUUCAUAGAUUUAUCCCUGUAGUCCCCAUACCCAAAUGAUGGGUGGUUUUAAAUUUUGGAGUUUUAUUGACGUGGACGAUUUAUGUUAUUGUCAAUUGUAACAAUAAAAAAAAAAAAAAAGCUAAAUCUUUGAAACAAGGUGAUAUUUUUGCACUUUUGUGGUUAAUUUUACAGUAUUUGUUAAAAAUUUACUAUCCCGUUUUAGCAAAUUUUCUAACCCUCGUAAUCAGGGCAAUCCAGAAAAUGUAGAAUUGUUUGUCUAUAUUACCCACCCCGAGUCAAUGAUCUUGUAUUGAUUUAAGGUUGUUUUUGAAUAACAUUUCUGUCUCCUACUUGUAUUUUCAGACUACAGUACUGCUAAUAUGAAUAGAUAAUUACACUACUAUUACGAGUCCUGCCUGUUAUUAUUGGCAGGUGUUGUGAUGCUUCUUAUAUGGGGCAAUAACAUUUUAUUAAAGCAUACUCAUAGGACUGCCAUCUCAUAACAUGCAUCUGAUCGUGUUUGAAACUCCGCAGCUUUGACUCGUUGUGAAAGCCUUGCUGCUCCAGGCUAUUGUCAAGCAUUAUGUCACCUCAUCACAAACCCCAAACCUCUCCACAAUUAUGAUCUGGUCCUGAUUCAAGUACAGAUGGUGUAACUGGCUUUGUACAAUAACAGUGAUUUUGCUACAAAGCCAGGGAAGCACUUAGUAUGUGCAGUACAAGCAUCAAUACUGCCCUCCCACUAGAAUGAAAAAAGCAACAAUCUGAAGUUUUGAUAAUUUCCUUUGCAUUGGUUCAGAAUGAGGGUAGGCACCUAAAAGCAUUUAACUGCCUGUACUUUGACACACUACAGUAUGUGAUGUGAAUGCCACACUAAUGUCACGACCGCCAUCACAGGCUCAUGUUUCUAAUCUGUAUUUUUGGGCAAAUUUAUAAUGUGUUUAUAAUGAACACCCCUCAAAGCAAAGAUAUUGAAGAUGUCUGUCUCUACACAUUCAUACAUUUACGUGUAUCGUAACACUGCCACCUGCUGUUCAAAUCUGAUUUGCACAAUUUAAGUUCAAUCUGCUUGUUUCUAAAAGUGUGUAAAAUACUGUCAAUCAGAAGUGAAGCCUCACAGAGUGUAAGGGUGUUGCCUGGUUUUGUACUGUGUUUCUAUGUGAGUUGUAAAAAAGCUAUGUAUUCUUGCAAAUGGUCAAAUGUGAAAUGCCAUUGAUGUACAAUGUAAUGUACGUAUAUACUGAGUAUGUAAACCACAAUGAGCAAUUGAAUUGCUAAUUUUACCAUAUAUUCUGGGGUAAAACUGUAUACAGGAUUGUUUCAUAAUAUGAAUGUACUGAACUUUGAAUUGUAAAUUAAUCAAAUUGUUUUUUGGUCAAAUUUUGUCUUGUUACUUGGAUCAUUUCCACCUGUAAUCAUGGUUAUUUUGUACAAAAAGAAACAGGUAUUGAUGAUGUGAUAACGAUACCAACUGUCAAAUAGCGUCUGGCUGAGUCCUGGUUUACUGUUUGUAUGCAGGGUGAGUCACUCGUAAAAGCAGUCAAACCUGGGUCUGCCAAAAAGUUACCGCAAAAAAGAAAAUUGGAUGCAAAUUACUUUGUUACGUCAGGUAAAAUUUGUCUCUUGACACUUAAAUUGGCUAACAAAUGACUUCCUGUGAUUGCCAUAAAACUAAUACACCCUGAUGGAGAAUGACUAAAAUGUUGCAUCAUGGAAACUCAUCUGGAUCUGAAGUGACCUGAGGCUAACACGUGUUUAAGUAAAUAGAGAAGUCAUUUACUAAUAGUUUUGGCAGACGUCAGAGCUGUUUCUUUAUCCAAACAAGAGGCUAAAGCGGAGUUAGCACAACAAGCCCACUGCCUCCGAACCUGUUUAAGUUGGUGCCAUAGUCUCCUUGUGUUGUGUUAUGUAUAAAUUAAUAUUGUAAAUUGCGAUGCGUCCUCACAUAAGCCCACCUAAAGCCUUACUGCAAAGACGUAUGUGUGUUUUUGAGUUCUCCACUUCACCCUGAGCGAGGGGACUGGGACAUUGUUGAAGUGCACUUGAUUUUAAAUGGUUAUUUUAUAUAUUACCUUGGAAGAAGUCCUUUUCUUUUUAAUGUUUAACAAUAAAUGGCUGAGGUAAUAACAUC